This is a messenger RNA of Eleginops maclovinus (Patagonian blennie), 3356 nucleotides long. It is a transcript of the gene slc18a2, whose product is annotated as solute carrier family 18 member 2. NCBI's taxonomy places the organism in Eukaryota, Metazoa, Chordata, Actinopteri, Perciformes, Eleginopidae. Gene Ontology annotation, molecular function: xenobiotic transmembrane transporter activity; serotonin:sodium:chloride symporter activity. Gene Ontology annotation, biological process: transmembrane transport; xenobiotic transport; aminergic neurotransmitter loading into synaptic vesicle. Bases 111 to 1652 code for a protein of 513 amino acids. Gene Ontology annotation, cellular component: terminal bouton; synaptic vesicle membrane. The transcript is spliced from 15 exons. The record is from RefSeq and is a predicted model, not a curated record.
UUUUACAUCGGGAAGGAGUGUUCAAGUUACUCACUCAUCACAGCCACUUGUGUCUCUCCAGGAGGACUUGUCAUCCGUUGUGUUCCUUUGCUCUUAUCGGAAUUUACACCAUGGGGAGAUUAGAUGCGCUUCGGCAGUUUAAUUUGCUCAGCUGGCUCAGAGAGGAGAGGAGAUCGAGGAGACUGAGUCUCUUCAUUGUGUUCGUCGCUCUGCUCCUGGACAACAUGCUGCUGACUGUAGUCGUUCCCAUAAUUCCCAGCUACCUGUACAGCCUGGACGAGUCGACAGAGAUGGGAUUGAAGAACAACACCCUGACGCAGCAGGCUCCUGCGGGGGCCUUCAACAGCAUCGUGUCCUUAUACGACAACACCGUGAGGACCGCGGGCCCCAACAUCACAGUCAGGUCUACCGACCCGCCCCCUACUCCAGAGCUACCACAGAACUCCUCCGAAUGCCCCCAGUCCAAUCGCAUGCUGCUCCAUGAGAAUGUCAAAGUGGGACUACUGUUUGCCUCCAAGGCCACCGUACAGCUGCUGAUCAACCCCUUCAUCGGGCCCCUCACAAACAGAGUAGGAUACCAGCUUCCCUUAUUCGCUGGAUUCUGUAUCAUGUUCAUCUCCACUAUCAUGUUCGCCUUCUCGUCGAGCUACGUUCUGCUGUUCCUGGCCCGAUCGCUGCAAGGUGUCGGCUCCUCCUGCUCCUCUGUGGCCGGUAUGGGAAUGCUUGCGAGUGCGUACACAGAUGAUGAGGAGAGAGGUCACGCCAUCGGGAUCGCGCUGGGGGGUCUGGCAAUGGGUGUGCUAAUUGGCCCCCCAUUCGGCAGUGUGAUGUACGAGUUUGUUGGGAAGACCGCUCCUUUCCUCAUUCUGGCUUUCCUGGCUCUGUUUGAUGGAGCUCUGCAGUUCUUUGUUCUACAGCCCAGUAAGGUGGCACCAGAGAGUCAGAAGGGGACCUCGCUGUUCACACUGAUGAAGGAUCCAUACAUUCUAAUCGCAGCUGGUGCCAUUUGUUUUGGAAAUAUGGCCAUUGCCAUGUUGGAGCCGACGCUGCCGAUCUGGAUGAUGGAGACCAUGUGUGCCAGGAAAUGGCAGCUAGGCGUCGCUUUCUUACCAGCAUCCAUCUCCUACCUUAUUGGAACCUACAUCUUCGGCACCUUGGCGGUCAAGAUGGGGAGAUGGCUUUGUGCUCUCAUUGGAAUAACAGUGGUUGGAAUCAGUGUAAUAUGUGUUCCAUUUGCCAAAAGCAUCUAUGGUCUGAUUGUUCCUAACUUUGGAAUUGGGUUUGCUAUCGGCAUGGUGGACUCGUCUAUGAUGCCUAUUAUGGGUUACCUGGUGGACCUGCGGCAUGUGUCUGUCUACGGAAGUGUGUAUGCCAUUGCUGAUGUGGCUUUCUGCAUGGGAUUUGCUUUAGGUCCAUCUAUCGGAGGAGCCAUAUCUGAGAGCAUUGGCUUCCCCUGGCUGAUGACCAUCAUUGGAAUAGUGGAUAUUCUCUAUGCUCCUCUUUGCAUCUUCCUCAGGAAUCCACCGGGACAAGAAGAGAAAAUUGCUAUUUUGAUGGACACCAACUGCUCCAUGAAGACACGGUCCUACUCCACACAGGGGACGCACCACCAGGGCGAAAACAUGGAUCCAGAAUAUGAGGAUUAUGAUUAACUGGACACCAGCCAUGCAGGUUAACCUUUCAGAGGAUUUAUUUUGUUGUACAAAAAAGUAACAGAAGAAAAAAAACAGCAAUGAAACAAACAGCCAAGAUAUUUCCUUGUGAAUGUCCCGCGUUCAGUCUGUUCUGUGUCCUCUUAGCAGUUGUACUGGAGCAAACCAAAGUUGUUCUUGAUCUGUGGUUGCAAGCGCAUUGUGUGAGAGAUAUUUUUUUAGCCAACAGCCUUAUUCAGUAGAGAGAUGUGUCAAAAAGCACCUUUUAGGUAGUAGAAGGGUGAUGAGCAACAAGUAUGCUUUGCUGGUUUAUUUUGGAUACAAAUCUGUCUUAAUUUAUGUGUCAGCCAUUACAAGUCGUGUUUGUAUCUGCUGUACGUCCAUGAUGCUGUCUAGAGUAUUAUUACCAGACCUUGUGCCAGUGGUAUUAUAUUGGGUAAUUGUGUGGUAUGUGAAGAAAUGUUGUUUGUCUGAAGUCAGGAAUCAAUGUUGGCCUAUGGUCCUUGUUUGCAUUGAUGCAGUUACUAAAGUAAACUGUUCUAACCGAACUGUGAGGGGAAGUCAACACAUUUAAGUUGCUUUAAAAAAAGGAUGAGGAAAGUGUUUUAAAACACAAUAUAGAUUGAUGAUAUCCUCCUUGGAACAGAACCUACAGAACCUUGCUUUAUGGUAACGUCAGAGAAAGUAGGCUGCUGUUCACCCUGUUUUUAUUAUUUAGUAAAUCAUUAAUACUGUAAAUACCCCAAAAGUUGACUUUAUGUACCUCAGUGGCAGGGAAAAUCAAGCCCACAUGAAAUGAGGAAUAGGUUCAGUUUUUAAUAGGAUGGUGCAGGUAUAAGGCCAUUAACAUGUAAAUAACCUCGCAAUUGACCACUUCCAGAACCCUCGUCUCUGUAGUCAACGUUUCUUCUCAACGUUUUAUUGGUUAGAGGCCUGACAUAAGGUCAAGGUAAAGAGAUUUUCACAUUUGGUUCUACAAAAUAAAACUCAUCAGUAAAUACCCCACUGCUGAAUGUCUGAAGCUUGUAUGUGUCAGUGGUUGCUAAGUGACUACACUUCAUCACGCUAACACUGGCGCCAUUAGCUUAGCGGUGGGGAUGCGCAGCCCUGGGACGGCGAUGUAUUUUGUUUAUAGCCUAACUUUAGCAAUUUCGAGUCAUGCUCUGAUCUAUCCUUUUAACAGAGAAACAGUUUUUACUGGAGUGAGACUGAGUUGAACUGAGGAUGAAACUCAACACUUGAAACUCGACCUGCAGAUUUCCCGCUGUCUUUUUAGGGUUUGGCUUUAAUGAGUGAAGAGUCAAGUUAAAACAGUAUUUCUGUUGAAAAUUAAAAAUCUGAAGGAUAAAAGUUGUGAUACUAGUAGACGUUAUACUGGAUUUGUCUUGUGGGUUUUAAUUAAGGCCCCUUAUUCCUUAACCUGCAGUGAGAACAUACAGGUGUGUCCAUCUGUGAGGAGGAUCUAAUGAGAUAUACAUAGAGAGAAAGUAUGGAAACUUUCACAUCAUAUCUAGUAUUACAGCAUGCAACGAGUUUCAGUACACCUAUAACAAUUUGGCUAAUUAAAAUAAACUGAAAGAGACAAUAUUUCACAAUGAAUCCAUUGUUGUUAUAAGCCUUCCAUUGCUGGUUAUGUAUUUCUGUGUGACUGGCAAGAUGAAGAAGAUGUUUCUCACAUGAUGUGCAUUGAUGUGAUGCAUCAUG